This is a messenger RNA of Trematosphaeria pertusa, 930 nucleotides long. RefSeq lists its product as uncharacterized. The transcript has a single exon. The record is from RefSeq and is a predicted model, not a curated record. Bases 1 to 930 code for a protein of 309 amino acids. Gene Ontology annotation, molecular function: protein dimerization activity. Lineage: Eukaryota; Fungi; Ascomycota; Dothideomycetes; Pleosporales; Trematosphaeriaceae.
AUGGAAUAUUCAGAAUUCACCUCCUACCCCGUGGUAGCCAGCACCGACUACUCGCCCACCAACGAAGCCUUCUCCUACCCCGAGGCAUUCGACAAAGCCUACAUCGCCGACUCAUACACCACGUCGCCCGACCACUCCCUCGCCAGCUUCUUUGACUGCGACUCCUACUUUGACCGACCCGUCUCCUCCGUCGAGGGCCCCGCACCAGGCGUCUUCGCCCCCAAGAACCCCGCUGUCUUCAACGCCACCUUGCCCGCCGCGACAUCCACACCAGCCCACCUCAACUCCUCCUACAGCUCAAGCUUCAACUCCGCCCCCUUCGGCCGGCUGGAGCAGUUCCCAUCGGGCUUCGCCUUCGACACCGCGAGCAACGCGUUUGAAUCAAGCGUGUCCCCAGUGACGGCGCACUCGCGGACCCCCUCCCUCUGCGGCGACGGACCCCACUACCAAGCACCCAGCUCGCCAGAGCUCUCGCCGCGCCCAACGCUAAAGCGCGAGCCUACCGACGAGGGCGUCGAGCUGGAAGAGGACCCGAUGCCGAAGCGCCCGCAGCGAAAGCGGGGCAGGCCGCGCCUGGACCGCAGCAACACCGACACGUCGUCAACCUCGUCAAAAUGCCACCGCACCAGCCGCCUGCCGCACAACCAGGUCGAGCGCAAGUACCGCGAGGGCCUGAACGCCGAGCUCGAGCGGCUGAGACGCACCGUCCCGACGCUGCCGCAGAGCGAGGAGGGCGGCGUCAUGGGCCAGCCGAAGCCCAGCAAAGCCAUGGUGCUCGCCGGCGCCAUCGACUACAUCAAAAAGAUUGAAAAAGAGCGCGACAUGUACCGCGAGGAGAACGACCGGUUACGCGGCUUCGCGCAGCAGAGCUGGAACAAGAAGCAGCAGCAGCGCGCCGACUCCGUUUCCGACUUCCUGGUGGACCCUUGA